Capronia coronata CBS 617.96 is the source of this 465-nucleotide messenger RNA. RefSeq lists its product as uncharacterized. The transcript has 2 exons. NCBI's taxonomy places the organism in Eukaryota, Fungi, Ascomycota, Eurotiomycetes, Chaetothyriales, Herpotrichiellaceae. Gene Ontology annotation, molecular function: nucleobase transmembrane transporter activity. The record is from RefSeq and is a predicted model, not a curated record. Gene Ontology annotation, cellular component: plasma membrane. Gene Ontology annotation, biological process: transmembrane transport; nucleobase transport. Bases 1 to 465 code for a protein of 154 amino acids.
AUGUCAAAGGUGUUUUCGAACCAAUUUAGCCUGGAUGGGAACAUCCACGUGUCUUCACUGUACGAUGGCAGUAAGAAAGGCCUGUACUGGCUCUGGUCAGGCGUGAACUGGGUCGGUGUCUUCGCCUGGCUCGCCGGUACUACCAUGGGCAUUCCGGGUUUGAUCGGCCAGCAUCAACCGCAGCUCCUCAGUGACGCCGCUCGUCGCAUGCACAUGAUGGGUGAUAUCCUGACUUUCGUGACCGCAGCCGUGGUCUACUUUGCUUUCACAUGCUUCAUCCACUAUCGAGUCCUUGCUGCUGGUCGAGAAGAUAUGACUCGUCAGCGCGAGUGGUUGGCAAAGGAGGGUCGCGAAGGUUUUUUUCAUGGGGAGAAAGAAGGACUCGCGAUUGAGGCACCGUCCACACCACCCGUUAUGGACAUCGAGGAGAUCUAUCUGGAGGGCGAAAAGGGUGGCAAGAUGUAG